Molecule: messenger RNA, 822 nt
Organism: Laetiporus sulphureus 93-53
Lineage: Eukaryota; Fungi; Basidiomycota; Agaricomycetes; Polyporales; Laetiporaceae
Exons: 3
Coding region: 195-629 (144 amino acids)
Source: RefSeq, a predicted model, not a curated record
AGGUUUUGCUGAUGCUUUAACCGCUUAUCACACAGCUGAAGGGAACUCUCCGACCUCUGCGUUACCUUUCAACUGGUCGUGGACAACAAGCCGCUGACAACACUGUUCCGGACCUCCCACAGCCUGCCACAGGGCAUUCAAGAAAGACUACACGUGGGCACGCCACUUGAAAGGCUGUAGCAUAUGCUGAUGGAAUGAGUGACCUUGUGUUUCAGCUCCGAGCGCUGGUGGCCUGUGCAUGCGAGCGAGGCAAUGCUAGUAUAUGUCAGCCUUCGGGUGAGCCCACAGCACGAUUCCCGCCUGCUCUCCCCUCCCACCACCAUCGUCCCUCCGACUGCCCUCCCUCUCCCCCUCCUCCCCGUUGUGCGCGUCCCAUCGCCGCUCAGCCCAUCGACGUCCUCCUUUGCGGCGGCCCAGCCGUGCUCGCUCGCCGCCCGCUUUACCUCCUGCCGCAUAACGUACCUUCCCACCGCCAGCACCCCGCGACCGCACACGCCUUGCGACCCCUCCCUCGACAGUCCGAUCUGCCUUCAUGGCAGACCGCCUUCCGCAGCAGUAUAAUAUGCACCCAGCCAAUCUUCCUGCCGGUCUUGCCUCCCAGCAACUGGGUCUCGUUGAUCUGCAUCUGAACGUCAAUCUUCAGGGCAUGCAGUCCUCCGAUCAGGCUCGCAUGUGGGCUCGGAAGCAGCAGCAGCAGCCUCAGAUACUUCAGCAGUCGUUUCGCCCUCCUCAACAGGGUGCAGGCAUGAUGGCUAAUGAUCAGACGAAGCAGCAAGUGUGCUCUCCGCUACAUUCUCUCCUUUCCUCCUCUCUGCUUGUAGU